AUGGAUCUCCAACGAGUACGAAAAACCGUCAUUUCGGGUGGCAGCAGCCUCGUCGAUCUCCCCGAAUACAUAAUCACUUCCUUCUUUCCCGGAGCACGACCAUUGCUAGACAGCCACCCGUCCUUCUUUCGCUUUUUUGGCGUUCUCCUGGCCCUCUAUUACUUUGGCCCCGUCGCUCGGCUGAAAUCACUGUGGUCUCAGUUCUCUUCCGUCAUUGUCGCCACCAUCAACAUCUCGUCUGAUGAGGACCUCUUCGGCUAUCUCACUUCUUACUUGUCGGAGCGCAGGACCCUCCGUACGGACCAGGUCUUGAAUGCUGUGUCCAACAACUCCCAGGACUCGGGGCGGCGAAGAGGUCGGCACCAUGAUCCAGAUCUCGAAGAAGCCAGAAGGGCCGCCGAAACUCCCAAAAUCAAGUACGAGCAAGGCCAGGGCCUGCAGGUGUUCGUCCACAAGGGAAGGCUGUUCCUUUGUAGCCGCAAGUACGGGGAGGGCCAUACCUACUAUGGAAAUCGCUACAAGAGGAUGGAAAUCAUCUCUCUGUCGUGCCUCGGCCGCUCGACGCAACCAGUCAAGGACCUAAUCGAACAUGUUUACUACUUGAACAAGGCCAAAGAACGGUCUUUGACUAUCAUUCGCCGACCCUAUAGGGGAGGCCAGACAUGGAGCCGAGUCACCUCGAAACCCCGGAGAGCACUCGACACGGUCAUAUUGGAUGCCGAGCAAAAGGAACAGGUCCUCGCAGACGUGGCCGAGUACAUGGACGAAGCAACCAUGACUUUCUACGCGAACCACGGUAUUCCCUACCGACGCGGUUAUCUGUUCCACGGCCCGCCCGGAGUGGGCAAGACGUCGUUCGCACUUGCACUCGCUUCCAAGUUCAACCUCGACGUGUAUAACCUCUCGUUACUCGACAACGACCUGACGGACUCGGAUCUCAUUUCGCUUCUCAACCAACUCCCCGGCCGAUCGCUGCUGCUGCUGGAAGACAUCGACACCGCGGGUCUGAAUAGAAAAGGCGGGAAGCCUACCACGUCGUAUCGGAGUAGUCGGCGCAUGAGACUGCCCCCUCGCGAUCCUGACGACUAUGAGAUCGACAAUGACGAAGAAGGUGGCAGUGCCUCGCGCGUCACGCUCAGUGGCCUGCUGAACGCGAUUGAUGGAGUGGCGGCGCCAGAAGGCCAUGUUUUGAUCAUGACGACGAACAAACCGCAUGAACUUGACGACGCGCUUGUGCGAGCAGGCCGAAUCAGUGUGAGAGUGGGGUUCAGGAAUGCAAGCAAAAAGCAAGCAGAGGAGAUAUUCUUGAGGAUGUAUUUGAAUCUGCCGAGCAGUGCAAGCUUGAGAGGUAUGGAGGAGGCUGCAACAGGAGCAGCGACAAGGACGACAACUGUUCCUGGGCCUUCUUCUGGCAGCGAGGCGGAAAACGGGGACUUCGAUCUGCCCGACGACUCGGAAACCACGCGUCUCCGCCUUCUCGCCCACAAAUUCGCCUCGCUCAUUCCCGAAGGCGAUUUCUCACCCGCAGAUCUCCAAGACUAUCUCCUCAUCCACAAAAAGGACCCUGAGAAGGCACUAGACGAGUUGCCAAAGUGGAUGGAAAAGUUGUAUGAGGAGAGAAAGAGGAAGGAGGAUGAGAAGGAGGAGGAAAGGGAAGGGAAGAGGGAGAAGAAUAGGGAGGAAAGAAGGAGAUUUAGAGAGGAGGUGAAGAGAGCGGUCCAGGGGGGAGAGGGGGACGGGAACGAGGAUGAGGAUGGCGUUGACGACAAGAGCGAAAGGAAGGAUGAUGGGGACGAGAAGAUGAAAAGCCAAGAGGAAGCGGGAGGAGAUGGAACUGCUGCUGCUGCUGCUGCUGCUGCUGCCAGCGACGAGAAGAAGGCCGAGGACAAAGCCCUCGAGGAGACCGACGACACUCCUGCCCAGAAGAGGGACGCCGCUCGCGAGGAAAAGCGUGAUGACGCCUAG
This is a messenger RNA of Cladophialophora psammophila CBS 110553, 1965 nucleotides long. RefSeq lists its product as uncharacterized. NCBI's taxonomy places the organism in Eukaryota, Fungi, Ascomycota, Eurotiomycetes, Chaetothyriales, Herpotrichiellaceae. The coding region runs from base 1 to 1965 and encodes 654 amino acids. Gene Ontology annotation, cellular component: mitochondrial inner membrane. Gene Ontology annotation, molecular function: ATP hydrolysis activity; ATP binding. The record is from RefSeq and is a predicted model, not a curated record. Gene Ontology annotation, biological process: protein insertion into mitochondrial inner membrane from matrix; mitochondrial respiratory chain complex III assembly. The transcript is spliced from 2 exons.